This is a messenger RNA of Solea solea (common sole), 4039 nucleotides long. RefSeq names its product integrin alpha-6-like. Gene Ontology annotation, biological process: leukocyte migration; cell adhesion mediated by integrin; integrin-mediated signaling pathway. The transcript is spliced from 25 exons. The record is from RefSeq and is a predicted model, not a curated record. Gene Ontology annotation, molecular function: integrin binding. Lineage: Eukaryota; Metazoa; Chordata; Actinopteri; Pleuronectiformes; Soleidae. Gene Ontology annotation, cellular component: external side of plasma membrane; integrin complex. Bases 134 to 3394 code for a protein of 1086 amino acids.
CUGGUGAGACUAGUUAGUCUGUGUCUGCACCUCCUUCACUGAGGUCUCACCUUUCAGCAGGACUAGGGACUUUGUGUGUGUCUCUGCCUGUGUGUGUUUUUAUUUAAUUUUAUCAUUUUUUGUGCCGUGUCUCAUGGACACCAAACUUACCUGUGGAGCAUGGCUGCUCGUCCUUCUCCUGGGAUGUGGUCGACUGUGGGCUUUCAACCUGGACACCGAAAAUUACCAGAGGAAGAACGGGGAGCGCGACAGUCUUUUCGGCUUCUCCAUGGCGAUGCACCGGCAACUUCAACCGGAGGAUAAGCGAAUGUUGCUGGUUGGUGCCCCCCUAGCGAAAUCAAUCCCAGGUCAAACAUCUACAACGACAGGAGGGCUCUACAGCUGUGACAUGCGCUCCUCCUCCAGUUCAUGCACCAGAAUUAACUUUGAUAAUGAUGAGGAUACAAAAAGAGAAAGCAAAGAAAAACAGUGGAUGGGAGUGACAGUCAACAGUCAGGGACCAGGAGGGAAGAUUGUGACCUGUGCCCAUCGCUACCAGCGCCGGGCCAACAUGAAGACGGACAUCGAAUCCCGUGACAUUCUCGGACGCUGCUACGUGCUGAGUCAGAACUUGGAAAUUGAUCCUCGCUCAAGUGAAGAUGGAGGUGGCUGGCACUUCUGUGAGAGUCGACCCAGAGGCCAUGAGAUGUUCGGCUCCUGCCAGCAGGGCCUCUCUGCCACAUUUGACAAGGACUUCCACUACCUCAUCUUUGGGGCUCCUGGGGCAUACAGCUGGAAAGGUGUGGUACGCUUGGAACAAAAAAAUGACUCCUUACUAGAUAUGGGCAUCUAUGACGAUGGUCCUUUUGAGACGGGAGAUGAGCGAGAGAAGAAUCCUGAUCUAGUUCCUGCUCCUCCCAACAGCUACCUGGGCUUCUCUCUAGACUCAGGAAAGAGUUUGACCAAGAAGGGUGAGCUGAUAGUGGUGGCAGGAGCGCCGAGGGCAAACCACAGCGGAGCAGUGGUGCUGCUGAAGAAAGGCUCAUCUUUAAGCAACAUCUUGCUGGAAGAGUACAUCCUGGAAGGGGAGGGGCUGGCCUCGUCUUUCGGUUAUGAUUUGACUGUACUUGAUUUCAAUGGGGACGGCUGGCAAGAUAUUGUGGUGGGAGCGCCGCAGUACUUCGAGAAGGAUGGAGAAAUUGGUGGAGCCGUCUAUGUCUUCAUCAACAAAGCAGGAAAGUGGAACAAAGUCACACCAAUCAGAAUAGAUGGAGCCAUGAACUCCAUGUUUGGCCUGGCUGUGGAAAACCUGGGAGACAUGAAUUUGGAUGGUUUCCAGGACUUUGCAGUGGGAGCUCCUUAUGACGACAACGAUGCAGGGAAAGUCUACAUCUACAGUGGAUCGGCAGCAGUACCCAGCUCUAUAAAACAUGUUCAGGUGUUGCUCGGCCAACCUUUAGGAGUGAAGUUGUUUGGCUACUCUUUGGCAGGCAACAUGGACCUGGAUGAGAACUUCUUCCCCGACCUGGCUGUCGGAUCCCUCUCAGACUCUGUCUUUGUCUUCAAAGCCCGUCCAGUCAUUAGCAUAAAGAAAGAAAUCAAGUUCACACCGAAGGAAAUCAACCUCAGUGAGAAGAACUGUGCCAACGGCUUCUGCUUGGAUAUUGAAGCGUGCUUCACCUACACCACCAGCCACAAGAGCUAUGCUCCCAAACUGACGGUGGCAUACUCCCUGGAGGCAGACGCUGAACACAGGAAGCGUACUCGCACUUCGCGGGCAAACUUCCUCGACGCCGCUGGCGCAGAAAAGGGUUACGAUUCCAAAGGCACUCUCAUCUUGAACACCAAAGGAACAAAACAGUGUGUUAAACGUCGGCUUGUCAUAAAGGACGACAUUAAAGACAAGCUGCGUGGGAUCUCCGUCAACAUGUCUGUCAACAUCAUGGAUGCCAAACGUCAACGCAGGCAGAGCUCAGCUCCUCUGACACCUGUCCUUGAUACCAAUGACCCACCCAUGGCUGAAACAGUGGUGCAAUUUCGGAAGGAGGGUUGUGGCGAUGACAACGAGUGCAACAGCAACUUGCAGUUGGAAUAUCGCUACGGCAGCAUGUCGUCUGACGACAAGAAAUUCGUCCCAUUAGAACUGGAGAAUGGCGUGCCCUUGAUCUCACUCAACAAUCAGGACGUCGUCUUGGAGGUCAAAGUAACCAACCUCAAGGGAGACGACGCACACGAGGCUUCUUUGAUGGCCACCUUCCCAAGCUCCCUGACUUACUCUAGUCACAGAGUUCCGCUGGGUGAGCAAUAUAAAAGCUGUGCCGUCAACAAAGACGGUUCUAAGAUUGAUUGUGACCUUGGAAACCCCUUCAGACGAGACUCAGAGGCGACGAUCUACAUUGUUUUGGAUACAUCAGGCAUUUCUCUCAGCACUACUGAACUGGAGACAGAUCUUGAGUUUGAGACGACAAGCAUCCAGAAGAGCACAGGUCCGGUCAAAGCAAAGGCAAAGGUGGCCAUCAUGUUGCAGCUGUCUGUAUCAGGUCAAAUCCAGCCGUCUCAGGUCUACUUUACAGGACAGUCCAAAAGUGACGCAGGCAAGAAGACUGAGAAUGACAUUGGCAGUGCAAUCACACAUCAGUUCAGAAUAAUCAACCUGGGAAAGAACUUGGCAGACUUUGGCAACGCUGUCCUCAACAUCAGGUGGCCAAAGCUGACAGACAAGGACAAGGGGCUGCUCUACCUGACAAAGAUCAGCUCCACAGGAGUGGACCAACUCGUCUGCACUCCUAAAAAUGAGAUCAACCAUCUCAACCUGGAACCAAGUCGCAUCAGAUCAAGAAGAUCAGUCGGAAGCUCCCAUGGAAGUGAAGAGGGCACCAUUGCUCGUUAUAAGUCAAAGAAAUCAGUAACACUGAAGUGUGAAGAUGGGGCUAAGUGUGUGACAAUAAGGUGUCCGCUGCGGGGCCUGGAAAGAAAUGCAGUCAUCAAUGUACACUCUCGCCUCUGGAACAGCACCAUGGCUUCGGAUUUUGAGUCGUUUCAUCACGUGGAGGUGAUAGUGAAGGCCUCGCUGCAUGUUGACAGCACAACAAAGAACACGUUGCUUCAAAAUGCAGAGACACAGGUGAAAAUGACAAUUUUCCCAGACACGCGCUCAGCUCGGUAUGGAGGAGUGCCGUGGUGGAUCAUUGUGCUGUCUAUCCUUUUCCUGCUGCUGCUGUUAGGCCUCCUGGCCUUCCUUCUCUGGAAGUGUGGCUUUUUUAAACGUGCCAAAUAUGAAGACAAGGUUCCCAGUUACAGUGACGUUUGGAUCAAAGACGAGGACAGAGCAGUAGAUGCUGGGAACGGUAACUGGGAAAACCUGGAAAAGAAGCCAUGGGUGACAACCUGGCAUGACAACAACUCUUUUUCUUAAAAGCCAAGGAAAUCUGAUUUCUGAUCCACACAGAUUUUCACUGAUUUUUCCUGCCCCGCCUUUGCAUAACUCAACUGUAAAUAUACAUUUUUAAAAAAAAAUAAAAGGGAAAAAAAACAACUUUUUGUAAAAGUAAAUGAUCAAAUAUUCUGCUUCAGUGGCCGAUUUGAUCCGUUAGUCUGUAUGAAUCACUGGAGGAAGAGGAGAGCUGUAGUUUGUCAGCUUUGGGGCUUGUGUACAGUACAUUUGUUUAGAAAGGACUGGGGUAGAGAAGGUGGAACAAUGGUAGCGUUUCUGCAUAUUUUUCUAUAUUUUUUUGAAAAGGUUUUACAGAAAUGUUUGUAUUUAUUCUUUGAGUAGUUUGUGACAUGCUCUACAGGCAAAAACAGUCAUGCAAUUUUACACAUGGGUGACUAUAAAUACAGUACUAUAAAAUCAAAAUCUCAUCCACUGCUUCAUAGUCAUCGGUUCUUCAAUUGUUUAAGUCGUGCUCAAGGUGCCUCAGGUUGCAUCAUAUGAAUGAAUUCCUCUUUUCAAAUACUUGGUUUGUAAACUCAAUACUAAGCCUCAGCCAAACUCCUUUUAAUUAACCUUUUCGAAAUUUGGAUAGGAGCAAACGGUCUCUUGAAUAAAUGGUUUGUCAAA